UAGGAGGGAGCAUGCGAUCCAUCCAUGCCUCUGCAUUCAGUUCAGUCCACUGUGCAAGUGGUAGCUGGAACUUUAACACGAUUGGAGUAACGUCACGCAAAUGGGAAUUGCGUCUCCAUUCAGCGUCUUACCCCGAAGAUCCUCGAACUGAGGGGAACUCCACAUUGUAGAACAUCGUACACGCUAACGCCGAUUUUAGGGUACUGCAGUAUCAUCGAAGCUUACGUCUCUUUCAAACACAAUCCGUCUUAUUCGCCCACCUGGGCUGCCAGCACAUAAUGCACCAGUCAACACGUCGAACGACUCUAUCAUACAUCAACUCACCCAUCAAUUUCAGUUCUGGCCAAUUCCGAGGAAGAUGCGUGCGUGCUAAGCUCGUGGAGAUACAGAAAGCAGACCUAGGACGAAAGUACGCUCGUGUAGACCGACGCCCUCUCGAUCCACCACCAGUGGUCCAACUCAGGUUAUACUACAUACACAAUGAGGGUGACCAUGAAUCCGAACACGAAGUUCAAGACUACGACGAGAUACAAAACCUUGGAUUACUUUGCAAUGUCGACCUGUUUCCAGUGUCUACUCAGCCUGAUAGCUCAUCGGAGCCAGGCUCCCUCCCCCGUCUCCCUCACCAACUUUCGCCAGUAGUCCAACCCGUUCGCCCCCCCUCUGGCGGCUACUCACUACCUUCAAUCUCGUCCACCGAUCAAUUACCUCCCUUAAGCAGUUCGAGUAGGAUUCCUGUGUCAGAUGCUAAGCUCCCCCACCUUCCUCCCUAUGUCCAUCACGACCCAUUCCAAAUUCCUGAACACAUGAAAUGUACUAUGGCACUCUCAGGUGCCACCUUCGUUCAGCCGGCUUGUAUAGACUAUGGAGGCAAGAGAGCUCUUGUCUUUCCAUUUGCUGACCUUGCGGUGAGAAUCGAGGGCGACUUCUUCCUCCGCUACCGCAUUUUCGAUCUCUUUUCGCGCACGGCAGGUCUAGUAGAUGUGCCAGUGCAGGCUGAGUGCUAUGGCGGUUCAUUCCACAUAUAUUCAACCAAAGAAUUUCCUGGUUUACAACCUUCAACAGAGCUAUCCAAGCAACUCUCUAGAUAUGGUGUACGACUCAAUACCCGCGAGACGGAACGCAAGCGCAAGAAAAAGGUUUCCAACAGUACCGUCAUUCCAUCUCGAGCAAGCAGACGCAGAGUCACAAGGAUUCCGCAGAGCGGGAGCGAGUGUGAUUGAAUUUUCUGCGGUGUGAGAUUAUGGACCAGGACGAUUACAUUCAAGGGACUUGGCAUGCUCAUUUGGUUGAAAUUUCAUAAUAUCUGACAAAA
This is a messenger RNA of Suillus subaureus, 1315 nucleotides long. Its product is annotated as velvet factor-domain-containing protein. The coding region runs from base 279 to 1223 and encodes 314 amino acids. The transcript is spliced from 5 exons. NCBI's taxonomy places the organism in Eukaryota, Fungi, Basidiomycota, Agaricomycetes, Boletales, Suillaceae. The record is from RefSeq and is a predicted model, not a curated record.